Gadus chalcogrammus (walleye pollock) is the source of this 5265-nucleotide messenger RNA. Its product is annotated as NLR family CARD domain-containing protein 3-like. The transcript is spliced from 15 exons. Bases 279 to 4109 code for a protein of 1276 amino acids. Gene Ontology annotation, molecular function: protein binding. The record is from RefSeq and is a predicted model, not a curated record. Lineage: Eukaryota; Metazoa; Chordata; Actinopteri; Gadiformes; Gadidae.
UUCAUUAUAAUUAUUAUAACUAUUAUAUUGAUCCUUAUAAUGGUAUUAUUAUUCUCAUUAUUCUCAUUAUUAUCAUUGUGAGGGAGAAAGAGGGCCAGAUCUGGGAAUGUGGUUGCGAUCUAACCAUCAUGAGGAAGUCCGUUUAAAGUCAUCAGUCAGACUGGUUCAACAGGACAGAAAACCUCAGAGAAUGAGUUCCUCAUAGUGAGCGUAUCUGUCUUUUGGUUCCCCUGCAGACGCACUUGAAGCCCUGGGACAUUCUGUGUCUCCAGUCUACUAUGGAUGAGGAGAGAGAGGAGGGGGGUCCUACCUCUAAAACCACUCUGUCUGGGGGAUAUGGCUGCCCCAGCAAAACUGAGAGCCCAAAGCAGCAGGAGAGAGCAGACCCCCCUGGACCCAAGAUGACGGCCAAUUUCAAGAAAACAUUGGGAAAAGUUGAACAAGGGAACCCACAUUUGAAAAGAUACCUGGAGCGGACAGCAGUCCCCCCUGAACCCAGCAAUGUCUCCAUGAAGAGCGACCAAUCUGGGACACACCUUGCUAAAUUUGGAGACGGAAACAAGUCUACUGAGCAAUCAAGAGUCCAGCAGCAGAGAGCAGACCCCCCUGAACCCAGCGGUGUCUCCAUGAGGAGUGACUGGUCUAUGGAACAACCUGCUAGGUUUGGAGAUGGAAAUCAGCCUACUGAGCCAAGAAGCGUCCAGCAGGAGAGAGCAGACCCCCCUGGACCCAGCGGUGUCUCCAUGAAGAGCGACCACUCUAUGGCACAACCUGUCAGGUUUGGAGAUGGAAAUCGGCCAACUGAGCCAAGCGUCCAGCAGGAGAGAGCAGACCCCCCUGGACCCAGCGGUGUCCCCAUGAAGAGCGACUGGUCUAUGGAACAACCUGCUAGGUUUCAAGAAGGAAAUCAGCCAAGACAACAACAGGGGAGGUCAACGAUUACCAGUGGUCAGUCUGUCCAGCAGCAACCCCUAGAGUUGAAGUUGAUCAAGGCGAACGCACACACUUUUCUAGACAAGGAGGUGGAGAAGCUCUGGAGGGUUCUCUUCCCAGAUUACCCACAAUGCUCAGAGAGCCAGAAGGAGGAGGAGGUGGAUGGUGAGGAAGUGGAGCAUAGGAGACGUGCCAGAGAGGGAGUGGUAGACAUCACACUGCUCUGCAUGAAGCAGUUGAAGCAGGAGGAGCUGGCCAACAUUUUGUUGAAAACUGUUGCUGCUGCUGAAUGCCAACAUAAAAUCAAGUCACAUUUGAAGGAGAAGACCAAGCGUGUGUUUGAGGGCAUAGCUAAAGCAGGGGAAUCAAGACCUCUGAAUGAGAUCUACACAGAGCUCUACAUCACAGAGAGCGGCAGUGGAGAGGUCAACAAGGAACAUGAGGUCAGACUGAUUGAAACCGCUACCAGGAAACCAGCCAAGGAGGAAACACCGAUAGAAUGUCAUGACAUCUUUAAACCCUUACCUGGACAAGAAAAAGGAAUCAGGACAAUAAUGACAACUGGAGUGGCCGGCAUUGGUAAAACCGUCUUAACACACAAGUUCACUCUGGACUGGGCUGAGGGCAAAAGCAACCAUGACAUAGACUUCAUAUUUCCCAUCCCUUUCAGAGAGCUGAAUUUACUGAAAGAUAAAAAGUUUAGCUUGGUGGAACUUCUGCAUCACUUCUUUAUUGAAACCAACGAAGCAGCAAUCUGCAGAUAUGACAAAAUUGUCUUAAUCUUGGAUGGUCUGGAUGAGUUUAGACUUCCUCUGGACUUCAAGAACACCCCAAUCGUGCGUGAUGUCACAGGGUCCACCUCGGUGGAAGAGCUGCUGACAAACCUCAUCAGGGGCAACCUGCUUCCCUCCGCUCACAUCUGGAUAACCACACGCCCUGCGGCAGCCAAUCAGAUCCCUGCUGAGUGUAUUGACAAGAUGACAGAGGUCAGAGGGUUCACCGACCCACAGAAGGAGGAGUACUUUAAGAAGAGAUUCAAAGACGAGAAGCUGGCCAGCAAAAUGAUCUCCCACAUCAAGAAAUCCCGAAGCCUCCACAUCAUGUGUCACAUCCCAGUCUUCUGUUGGAUCACUGCUACAGUUCUGGAGGACUUCUUCAAAACAUACCAUACAGGAGAAGAGAUGCCCAAUACCAUGACUCAGAUGUACAGCCACUUCCUGAGGGUUCAGACCAUACAGGGGGACAGGAAGUAUCAUGGGAAAGCUGAAACAGAUCCAAACUGGAGUUCAGAGAGCAGGGAGAUCAUUGUUUCUCUGGGAAAACUGGCUUUUAACCAGCUGGAGAAAGGCCACCUGAUCUUCUACGAGGCAGACCUGGCAGAGUGUGCCAUCGAUAUCAGAGCAGCCUCAGUGUACUCAGGAGUGUUCACCCAAAUCUUAAAAGAGGAGGGUGGGCUGUAUCAGGACAACAUGUUCUGCUUUGUCCAUCUGAGCAUCCAGGAGUUUCUGGCUGCCUUAUAUGCCUUCUGGUCCUUCAACGACACUGGUAUGAAUCCACUCUCAAAAGAACAACCAACCUCCAGGGAAGAUGAACUCCUCCUCCUCUACCAGAGUGCUGUGGACAAGGCCAUACAGAGUGAGAACGGACACCUGGACUUGUACCUCCGCUUCCUCCUGGGCCUCUCUCAAGAGACCAAUCAGAUUCUCCUACGAGGCCUGCUGGGACAGACAGGAAGUAGCCCACAGACCAAUCAGAACACAGUGUCUUACAUCAAGAAGAGGAUAAGUGGAGAUCUCUCUCCAGAGCGAAGCAUCAAUUUGUUCCACUGUCUGAAUGAGCUGAACGACCAUUCUCUAGAGGAAGAGAUCCAUCAAUACCUGACAUCAGGAAGUCUCUCCAGAGAAUCUCUCUCCCCUGGUCAGUGGUCAGCUGUGGUCUUCAUCUUACUGACAUCAGAAAAGGAACUGGACGUGUUUGACCUGAAGAAAUCCUCUGCCUCAGAGGAUGGUCUUCUGAGGCUGCUGCAAGUCGUCAAAGCCUCCAAAACAUCUCUGCUGAAUGGCUGUCAUCUGUCAGAGAGAUGCUGCGAUGCUCUGGCCUCAGUUCUCAAAUCCAACUCCUCUUGUCUGAGAGAGCUGGACCUGAGUAACAAUGAUCUGCAGGAUUUUGGAGUGAAGUUGCUCUCUGCUGGACUAGGGAGUUCAGACUGUACACUGGAAACUCUCAGGCUGAAUGGCUGUAAUCUGUCAGUGAGAAGCUGUGAAGUUCUUGCCUCAGUUCUCAGCUCCAACCACUCUAGUCUGAGAGAGCUGGACCUGAGUACCAAUGAUCUGCAGGAUUCAGGAGUGAAUGUGCUCUCUGAUGGACUAAGGAGUCCACACUGUACACUGGAAACUCUCAGGUUGUCUGGCUGCAUGGUCACACAGGAAGGCUGUGGUUCUCUGGCAUCAGCUCUGACCUCCAACCCCUCCCAUCUGAGAGAGCUGGACCUAAGCUACAAUUACACAGGAGACUCAGGAGCUGUGCUGCUCUCUGAUGGAUUGGAGGAUCCACACUGGAGACUGGACACUCUCAGUGUGGAGCACGGUGGAGAGUGGAGGAUGAAACCAGCUCUAAAGAAGUAUGCCUGUGAACUCACACUGGACCCAAACACAGCCCACAGACGACUCUCUCUGUCUGAGGACAACAGAAAGGUGACACGGGUUCAAGAGAAGCAGUCAUAUCCUGAUCACCCAGAGAGAUUUGACCUCUGGCUCCAGGUGUUGUGUAGAGAGGGUCUGACUGGCCGCUGCUACUGGGAGGUAGAGUGGGAAGGAAGUGUUUGUGUAGGGGUGGCAUACAGAGGAAUCACAAGGAGAGGAAGGAGUGAUGACUGCAAGCUUGGAGGGAACGACAAGUCCUGGAGUCUUUGUUGUUAUGAUGAAAUGUGCUAUGUCCGGCACAAUGAAACAUUUGAAAGCAUACGUCUCCCCCCCCCUCGCUCUAACAGAGUAGGAGUGUACCUGGACCGGCCUGCUGGCACUCUGUCCUUCUACAGAGUGUCCCCAGGUGGAGGAGGGUCCUCAGACACACUGACACACAUCCACACCUUCCAGUCCACCUUCACCCAGGAGGACCUCCUCCCUGGGUUUUGGUUUAUGAAGUCUGGUACCUCAGUGUCUCUGAGUCAUUUGUAGUGACACACACACACACACACACACACACACACACACACACACACACACACACACACACACACACACACACACACACAUUCCAUAUGUUCUGUAUGUUCUUUUGUAAUAACACACAAUAAGACAUUUAUUAUCCUUAAUAUCAUAUAUUUAGCUUCCUCUAUAGUUAUAAAAAACAUGAUGUAUUGAGCUUCCUCUACAGUUUUAAAGAUCCAUUGUUCAGAUGAGGAGAGUUAGAUGAUGAAAGCUAUUUUAAAAAGGUGUGUUUUCAAUAUUGCUCAAUAAAUUGCUCAGUUGUCAGUAAUUAUUACAUUUGUUUCAGUAUUCAUCGCUCUAUUGGUAAAUUCUGUAGUAUUUCUGUACCAAACAUUUAUGAUUAUUCUUGUUCAAACACAUUCAUGUCACUAUAUAUUAUGUUGGUGUUGUUGUUGAUUUAUGAUUAUGAUUUAAACAGUCCUUAACUUAACUAAAACAAACAGGGGUCAUGGAUCGGGAUAGAUAGUGUAUUAAAUGUACUGGGGUCAUGGACCGGUCAUGGAUCGGGAUAGAUGGUGUAUUAAAUGUACUGGAGUCAUGGGUCGGGAUAGACAGUGUAUUAAAUGUACUGGAGUCAUGGGUCGGGAUAGACAGUGUAUUAAAUGUACUGGGGUCAUGGGUCGGGAUAGACAGUGUAUUAAAUGUACUGGAGUCAUGGGUCGGGAUAGACAGUGUAUUAAAUGUACUGGAGUCAUGGGUCGGGAUAGAUAGUGUAUUAAAUGUACUGGGGUCAUUGAUCGGGAUAUAUAGUGUAUUAAAAGGUGUUGAUUAAUUUACUCUUCAACACGUACAAAAACCGAAAAUUCUAUUUAAUGAAUAAUGUUUGUUUGGUAUGUGAUUCCUGUGAUCGAUUGAACCUGACACGGUUCCUUUCUUGUUGUAGAAAUAAAAUAAAGUUGGUGCUACAACCAAAUAUGGACAGUAGAUGGUAGUGUUUCUCAUUUAUUCACAAAAUGAAAUGAAAUGAAUGAAACUAAUAAUUGUUAAACUAUUAUGUAUGGAUCAAGACCGGAAGAAAAUAAAGGAAAUAAUGAAAUGAGUCAAAUCUAUAAAUAUUGAAUAAAUACAGAAACAUAAGAUGUGUAUUCUGUCAUCUCCUGGUCCCUCUUUUUAAUGGUCAGUU